UUAAUCAUAUCGAGAGCGUGACUGAACGAGACCUAGCUAUUUUACCAGCCAGCGGGGACGGUGGGUACUGCACUCCUAUCUCAUCGUCUUAUUUCCGUUUCUUCAUUUCAUUGCUUCUUCUCUCAUCUUUCUUCUUUCUUCUUCUUCUUCUUCUCCUCCUUUUUCAGCUCAGAUAUACAUACAUACAUACAUACGCGCACAGAAACAAGAGAAAUAAUAAUGGGGAAUUGCCAGGCGGUGGACGCUGCAGCGCUGGUUAUACAGCAUCCCAGUGGUAGACUGGAAAGGAUGUAUUGGCCGGUGACGGCGAGUGAGGUGAUGAAGCUUAACCCAGGCCACUACGUUUCUCUCAUUAUACCGCUGCCGAUCGCCGCCGGCGAGGAGAAUUCCGACGAGAGGGCGGUACGGUUUACCCGCGUCAAGCUUCUCCGCCCCACUGAUACCUUAGUUCUGGGCAGAGCUUACCGGCUGGUCACCAAUCAAGAGGUGAUGAAGGUUCUGAGAGCCAAAAAGAACGCGAAGAUGAAGAUGAAGAAGAAGGUUUGUGAGAAUCUGCAGGGGGAUUCAGAGAAACAGCAGGUUUUGGAAGAUGGAAACUCAGAGCCUGAGAAGAACAAUCAAGAUACAAGAUAUCGGCAGAGAUCUGGGCAGCCAAUUGCAAGGACUAAAUCAUGGCGGCCAUCGUUGCAGAGCAUUUCAGAAUCUGUGAGCUGAUGAAGAACAAGAAAUUAGUUCUGAAUUUCUGAUGCUGAAUGCAACCGUGCAGCUCGAGAUCCAUCCGGGUGAUGUUUGAGUAAUAAUACAUCUGUAUAGUUCAAAAACAAGAAAUCAUACCAGUUACUGGGUUCCACAGUUUUCCUGAUUCUAGUUUGAGCAGAAAAUCAGAAAUGUACUUACAAAAUGAAGAUCAGUGUUGAUAGUAAGUUGAUGCAUAAAUGCAAUCAAGAAGUGAUCAUUGCUA
Messenger RNA from Ipomoea nil (Japanese morning glory), 961 nucleotides. RefSeq lists its product as uncharacterized. The coding region runs from base 220 to 714 and encodes 164 amino acids. The transcript is spliced from 3 exons. NCBI's taxonomy places the organism in Eukaryota, Viridiplantae, Streptophyta, Magnoliopsida, Solanales, Convolvulaceae. The record is from RefSeq and is a predicted model, not a curated record.